Molecule: messenger RNA, 480 nt
Organism: Cantharellus anzutake
Lineage: Eukaryota; Fungi; Basidiomycota; Agaricomycetes; Cantharellales; Hydnaceae
Exons: 2
Coding region: 88-303 (71 amino acids)
Source: RefSeq, a predicted model, not a curated record
GCUUUCUCGUACGCGGCGGCUCAGACAAUAAAACACCCUCAAAGAGUCUCAAAUGGCGAUACUGAGUUGCUGCCAGCGCGUUCGCUGAUGCGUUAUGCUCCAUCAUUGCUUGCGUGUCUUGCCACCGGCAAUUCCUUCACGCUAACAAGCAAUUUGAGGAAAGUUCGGCACACAGGGCUGGCAGAAUGCAACAUCUCGUAUCGAGGGCAGCAACUCGAUGUGUACAUAGGUUCUCCCAAGAUCGCACACUACUGGCAGAACGUCCAACGGCCACAGCGGGGUGGUCUCACGCUGGAUCUUUAGUCUCAGAUAGGCGAAGGCUAAGUAGUAGCCAUACGGCACUGCUCUCCGUUUUAGUAUGGAUCCCCUUUAUACCCUUCGGGUAACGAUAGGAUCACUCGAAGAAUACUCUUUGUCGUUCCUACACAUCAAUUACUUAUAUUAGCACCCAUCAUUCUGUCUUUGAUUCUUCUGUUCUGU